Messenger RNA from Zygotorulaspora mrakii, 1053 nucleotides. RefSeq names its product SCF ubiquitin ligase complex subunit HRT3 (gene HRT3). NCBI's taxonomy places the organism in Eukaryota, Fungi, Ascomycota, Saccharomycetes, Saccharomycetales, Saccharomycetaceae. The record is from RefSeq and is a predicted model, not a curated record. The transcript has a single exon. The coding region runs from base 1 to 1053 and encodes 350 amino acids.
AUGAUAGAACAAAAUUUGCAAGAUGAUUGUUUCCAAAUAGCUGAUUCGAAUUGUCAUGAAGCCAUAGUGACUUGGGAGAAGGGAGCCUUGAAGGAAAAACAAGGGUCGAUGACUGAUGCAAUUAGAUUCUAUAGACAAGCACUAAAGUUACAUGAUAAUGUCGAAAAAUUGUAUCGUGAGAAAGUGCAAAAAGACUGGAAAUUGCAGAAGCAGCUGCAAGAGCUGAAACUAGAACAAGACAAGGGUUCGACACAUGAUGACCUUGAUAACGAUUCCAAGACUUUUGAUAUCAAGAAUGAAGAGGAGAUUGAGAAGCAAGAGCUACCGCCCUGUUGGUUAUUCGAAAUGCUUCCGGACGAUGUCAUUUUACGUAUUGUAGCACACACCGUUUUGGUUUCUGGAACAGCAUGGAUAAAUCUGUCAUUGACUUGUGCGAAGUUCAAUGAAUUAUGUUUCCACAACUCAGCUCCUUUUAAAACUUUUGCAUCGUACAUGUAUUCAAGACAGAAUUACGAAAAAGCAGCGCCAACACUUGAAUUUGACAGAAAUUGGGGUUGUGACUAUCAAAAAAUGCUGAAGGAAAGACCAUACGUUCAUUUUGAAGGUAUUUAUAUCAGCACCGUAAAUUACCUUAGACACGGAGCAAAUGCAGAAGGAUCCUCAUCUCUAAUCAACCCAAUACACAUGAUAACGUACUAUCGAUAUUUCAGAUUUUAUCCGGAUGGAUACUGUUUAAGACUUUUGACUACUGAAGAUCCAACUCAGGUGGUAAACCAUUUCUCCCGGAAAUCUCCACCAAAAGAUAGUGGGUUAUCGAGAUGGACAUUGCGUGUAGUGGAUGGAGUUGGAACUCUUGAAAUCUGCAGGACAUCUGAAAAAUAUUCGUUCACAGAAGAGUUUGAGAUACGUAACCGAGCCAACAGAAGGCAUCAAAAGUUGAAGUGGCUGCAUUCCACAGUAAUCGAUAGAAAUAACAACGUAUCCGAAUGUUCAUUGAGGAACGAAAAACCCUUUUUUUUCUCAAAAGUGAAAUCAUAUGCAGACCAUGAUUAG